UUUCAGAUCAGAGCUCUGGCCCAGCUGGUUAGCUAUUUUGGCUGGACCUGGGUGGGGGUCAUUGGCGUGGAAUCUGAUUACGCUCGCUUUGCUAUCCAGCUUUUCCUGCAGGAGUCAGUGCAGUACGGAGUGUGUGCUGCCUAUACUCACUUCUACCCUGUAAUCCUGAGUCAGCAUGCUCUAGAUGAGCUCCUGGAUGUAAUUCAGAUGGCUUCUUCAAAGGUCAUAAUUAACUUUAGUAGUGAAUCAGAAAUGAAGGGCAUUCUGAGCGAGAUGCAACGUCGGAAUAUAACCAGCCUGCAGUGGAUUGCCAGUGAAGCUUGGGCCACUGCCAAAUCUCUCUGGGAAAAGUCUAAAGAUCUGCUAACAGGAACACUAGGAUUUGCAAUCCAGAGAGCUGAUGUGAUUCCAGGGCUGAGAAAACAUCUUGCCAGUCUUGGAUCGUCCAAUAUUCAUGAAUCAGCUUUCUUCACAGAAUUGUGGGAGGAGAUGUUUAACUGCCGACUGAAUGGGUCUGUGAAUGGCCAUUCACACAGUGGCGACAACUACCUUGACAGAUUGCCAUGUAAAGGGACGGAGGAUUUAAAUGAUGUUUACUCUCCUUAUUCUGAUGUGACGCAGCUAAGAGUGUCAUAUAAUGUCUACAAGGCUGUAUAUGUGGUGGCCCAUGCCUUACAGGAUAUGAGUAACUGCAUAGUCGGAGAGGGGCCUUUCCUUAAUGGUGCAUGUGCAGACCCAAAGAAUGUUAAACCUUGGCAGCUAAUUCACUACAUGAGGCUAGUUAAUUUUUCUGCGCUGGGAGAGAAAGUCAACUUUGAUCACAAUGGUGACCCCAUUGCUUAUUACGAUCUCAUGAACUGGCAAAGGAGGCCUGAUGGCUCACUGCAUUUGGUAAAAGUCGGUUUCUAUGAUGCCUCUUCACCUGGACGCAGCCUAGUCAUCAAUGAGUCAGUGAUUCAGUGGCCUGUUGGGAAGCAGGCUUUCAAGUCUGUAUGCAGCAACAGUUGUCCUCCAGGUUCCCGCAUC
Molecule: messenger RNA, 1026 nt
Organism: Plectropomus leopardus (leopard coralgrouper)
Lineage: Eukaryota; Metazoa; Chordata; Actinopteri; Perciformes; Serranidae
Source: RefSeq, a predicted model, not a curated record